Messenger RNA from Electrophorus electricus (electric eel), 461 nucleotides. It is a transcript of the gene rpl36a, whose product is annotated as ribosomal protein L36A. The record is from RefSeq and is a predicted model, not a curated record. Gene Ontology annotation, molecular function: structural constituent of ribosome. Gene Ontology annotation, cellular component: ribosome. Gene Ontology annotation, biological process: translation. NCBI's taxonomy places the organism in Eukaryota, Metazoa, Chordata, Actinopteri, Gymnotiformes, Gymnotidae.
GUGCUCCCCUUCGCAGUGACCCGGCAUUAAACCCCCGUUUGCGCUAGUGCUUCCUCUUUGCUCCUGCGCGCCGAGGGCAGCCAUGGUGAACGUACCGAAAACCCGCAGGACCUACUGCAAAAAAUGCAAGAAACACCAGCCACAUAAAGUGACCCAGUAUAAGAAGGGCAAGGACUCUCUCUACGCACAGGGGAAGCGGCGAUACGACAGAAAGCAGAGCGGGUAUGGCGGGCAGACCAAGCCUAUAUUCAGAAAAAAGGCUAAAACCACGAAGAAAAUCGUGCUGAGGCUGGAGUGUGUGGAGCCCAGCUGCAGAUCCAAGAGGAUGUUGGCCAUCAAGAGGUGCAAGCACUUCGAACUAGGAGGAGACAAGAAGAGAAAGGGCCAGGUCAUCCAGUUUUAAGAUGGGACUCCCACUUCUGCGUUUCCAUCUGUCAAUAAAGGUUGUUGUGUAAACACAC